CGUGCCAGCUGCUUCUUUCGUGUUUAUGGGCCUGAAACUUCGUCAGCCUUUUUACAAGGAUCCAUGGACGUUUCGGGACAGUUCGUCAGUUCCCCGAACCCUGGAGGCCGUUCCGGUGUAGGGUUUAGGGAUUCGGGAAGCCGCCGCUCCGCAACCCUGGCGAGGCAUCUACUCCGGAGUACCUGCCGUUGGCUUCCAGCGAGGAAUUGGGGUAAUGGCUUUCACUAGUAGGAUUGGAAAUGUGCUCAGGAGAACUUCGCUGCUCUCUAGCUUGCCUCUUCUUCAGGCAGUAAGAUGCAUGUCCUCUUCAAAACUUUUUGUUGCAGGGCUUCCAUAUGCCAUAGAUGAAACCACUCUGAAGAAUGAAUUUUCAAAAUAUGGGGAUGUACUUGAAGCCCGAAUCAUCACUGAUCGGGAAUCUGGUCGCUCAAGGGGAUUUGGAUUUGUAACUUAUACAUCCAGCGAAGAAGCCUCAGCUGCAAUUACUGCCAUGGAUGGCAAGGAACUUCAAGGACGUCCUGUAAAGGUGAGCCAUGCCAAUGACCGUGCUGGUGGAAUACGUGGAGGUGGUGGAUUUGGCUUUGGUGGUGGUUAUGGUGGUGGAGGUGGAUAUGCUACUGGCGGGUAUGGCGCUGGUGGUGGGUAUGGCGCUGGCGGUGGAUUUAGUUCUGGGGGGUAUGGUGGUAACGGCAGUGCGUAUGCUGGCACCAGUGGAUAUGGUGAUGGAGCUGGUGGCGGCAGCGGCUAUGGUAGCAACUACAACAAUGCUUCUGGCGGUGGAUAUGGAGGUGGUGGAAGCUAUGGUACCACUGGCAAUCCUGGUGGAAGCACUGGUAGAUACAGUUCUCCGAGCACCUAUGGUGCAGGCAACUACAACAGUGGAGCUCCCGGUGGCGGAAGCUUUGGUGAAUGUGGUGGCGGUUUCGGUAAUGGAGGUUUCGGUGCUGCUGCUGGUCCCAACAACGGCAACAGCAACUUUGCUGGGAAUCCGACUAGUGGCAGCAACUUUGCUCGAAAUGUGACCAGUGGCAGCUACAGUGGCCACAACGGUGCUGGAGGAUUUUCUGGUAGCCCUACAGGCUAUGGGGAUAACAUGCCGCAGUACAAUGGCCAAGAUGACCUGCUGGGUGAUGACUACUUCGACUCCAAGGAAGCGGCAGAGAAUAGAUGAGGGGGCUGCAUCCUUUCAUCUCUCGCACGUUGCUGCAGAUCUUUUGUUUAUCCUAGCUUCAUUGGAUCAGGCGUGAUAAUAGAGAAAAUAAAAACUUCGUCUGAGCUUAUUAGGGUUAUAGUAGAGCACACGCUGCUUUAGUUUUUCGCAUUCUGUUUCCAGACACGUUAUGUGAUGUUUUUCUUUCCACAUUGGUUGGAGUUACAUGCUCUUUUGUGAAUAAACCGGUGGUUAAAUCC
Panicum hallii is the source of this 1410-nucleotide messenger RNA. RefSeq names its product glycine-rich RNA-binding protein GRP2A-like. The record is from RefSeq and is a predicted model, not a curated record. Gene Ontology annotation, molecular function: RNA binding. Bases 215 to 1171 code for a protein of 318 amino acids. The transcript has 5 exons. Lineage: Eukaryota; Viridiplantae; Streptophyta; Magnoliopsida; Poales; Poaceae.